Molecule: messenger RNA, 5518 nt
Organism: Lepisosteus oculatus (spotted gar)
Lineage: Eukaryota; Metazoa; Chordata; Actinopteri; Semionotiformes; Lepisosteidae
Product: leucine-rich repeat-containing protein 49
Molecular function (GO): protein binding
Source: RefSeq, a predicted model, not a curated record
GUUGAAUUCAAUCUCAAAGUCUGCAAUGUAGUCCUGGUAAACAGGGCUUUGAUUGACAGGUCCCACAAUGCCUCACAACUGAAGCAAAGGCCACUUGAGUUCUGUUUCUCAGUACAACCAGCUCUGGCUGUAGUGGGAAGAAGCGCCUUUAAACCUGCCCAUGAAAGGGACAAGUAUAAAUCUCGCUGUAGGUUGGAGGAAACAGGACCACCUAAAAAAAAAACCAUGGGAACGUGCUGAGAACUUGCAAACUCCUUGCAGACUGGCUUUUCUGAGUUCAACACAUGUGGAAGCUGGAGUUGACCCUGGAACUGUAAGAGCCAUGCUGCCAUGAUGCCCUCCCUGAAAGUGAGAACUGCAGAGCGCACAGUUUCUGCCAGGAACCUAGAGAAUGUGAACUUACAUCUGACAACAGACACCACCCUGCAAGAACCAGCUUUGUUUGUAGACCAACAAAAGUGAAAAAGCAGUCACAUGUCAUGUUCACUGCGAAGUCCUGGUUCUUGACACAGGGAAGCCAUCGCUGAGGCUGGUAUUGCGUGGGGAGUGAAUCCAGCCACCAACAACCCCAGAAGCCACCAGAUACCCUCUGUGACUGCGGUGAGCAUAGCAGUAUCACAAUCUGGAGAGCCAGCACCCUGACCAGCGGAGCUGACCUUCACCUCUGUCAGGGUGGCUGGUGUGCACGACUGGGGCAACAUCAGCGAUCCACUUCUGGAGCCUUCUGCCUGUUCUUAUGGUCGUCUUUGUUUUCCUCACUUCUAGAGUGUAUCCUGAUCUGGCACUGAGACUCAGUCACCCACAGAAACUUCAUUCUGGCCCUGGAGGGCUGUGGUGUCUUUUGGGUUUCAUUGCACCCUGGACUCUUGAUGGCUUCACUGAAUUCAGUGUACGCUAAAUAUAGAUCUUUUCCCACCAAAGUCUCCAGGCCUUUACUCAGUGAAGAUUGUAAAUUACUUAAAAAUCCCCGUGUCUUCUCCCAUGGUAUGAACAUCACUGACUGAACUAGUUCAGGAAGAUCUGCAGGCCAUGUAACCUUAAUGAUACUUGUUUAUAUUUCAUAGUAAAUAUAUGGCUUGUUUACAAUGAAAUGUUAUUUUUGAUUUAUAUUAGCUGUUUAAGGUUACAUUCUUACGACCCCUACUUUUUCAGAGUGCUACAUUAACCAUAGACAGUGGUAUUGCUGCUUUGUAAAUAAUUUGAGGUAGAGCUACUGGAAUAAUUUAAUAAAGUUUAAAUAAUGUACAAGGAUCAAUAAUAUUUGUAUAAAGAUGGAUCAGAUGUGCUUUUAUUAAUUGGGAAACUAGGAAACGAAAACACAGGGUUACAGUCUUUUGUGACGAAUUAAAGCAAUCAUCAGGUAAGAAGGAGUAACGACUUGUCAAAUCUGUAACAGACAUUAUGCACCUCCACAUUAACAGGAGGUAACAGUAUAAAUGUGUGAAAACAUUGUGUUUUACACUUGUGCUAUAUUUUAGAUUACAACCCUGCGACGUUUUACUGUUGUGACUUGUUACGUUCUGGUAAACGCUACAGAACACCACAUUAAUGAUAGUACAACAGAAGACUACAAUACAGAAAACAUAGUUAUAUAUGACAAACAACUACCGUUUUAAUCUGUUAAUUUCAACAUGCAUGAAAAAAAUAUCCUUUUUGGAUUGGUUACGUCGGAACCUUCCCCUCCCAUUUGUUUUUCCGAGUCGGAAGAUAUUAGGUCUGACACCAGAUGUUACGGUUACUACCAACAGACCGGCUCUGUAACUAAGGAAGUGUGGUUCAUAGGCAGUUUCAAACGUGGAUAUUUACUGUUUAUGUAUCAGGUUUUCCAUGUACUCGCCAGUAAAGAAAAAUAACCUUUGGACGUGUAUCGUUCCAUUGCAGAAUAUAUAUAUAUUGAACAUAGUACGUGCAUUGCGGUAAUAAUUGGAAAUGUUUCAAUAAAGGACAUCAGAUGUGAUAAAGAAUCGUUUUAUCUAAAUACAUUUGCUACAUUUUAGAUACGUCUAAAUAUUGCUGUAUUUUUAAUUGAGCUGAAUCGAUGAAUGUGAAAUUUUAAAUCCGCAAAUCUGAACUGAAAUGCUUCCCAAUAAAUACCAAUACACCAGAGGACGAUUCCUUGCUCCAACGGUAAACAGCUAUAAUUUGCAGCUGGGGACCCUGAGCACUGCUGCGCCAGAACGAGUGUCGUUUCAGAAGCCGCUUGACUUUCGCCUGGCUAAAGACCUGCCUGGCCUCAGUAGAGAGGUAGCUCCAGACAGCUUGAGGAUUAAUGCAACCAGACAAGGCGGGAGGCUCAUCAGCGCUCAGAAUGCUGGAAGACCCUCCCAGCCUCCUGCGCUGGCCUUUGGCAUGGAGUUUACGGGGCAGGACAGGGUGCUGUGCCAGCUGUCUGCAGGCACUCCUCGGGGGCAUAGUGGUGACAGUGUGACACCAGCCCACAGGCCCUGGUCUAGGCAAGCUUCCCACAGCGCGGGGGCGAGCUCCUCCCACAGCUGCCCUCUAGACACCCCGAUGGCUGGCAAGAAGCUGGAAGGCGAUGCAGCAGUGCUUUUGGAGAACGCCUCAGCCCCUGGGGUCCCCGUGGCCUUCCGCUCCCGGGAGGACCAUGCAGCCAGCCCGGAGCGCCUGGAUCUGGAUGGGCGCCAUUUACAGGUCUGCCCCCUGCUGGAAGGGGAAGAGAGGCUCCGGCUGCUCAACUUCCAGCACAAUCAGAUCUCACGCAUCCAGCAGCUGUCCCACCUGCGCCGCCUCAUCUUCCUGGACCUGUACGACAACCGCAUUGGGGAGAUCUCCGGGCUCUCGGCUCUCACUUCCCUGCGUGUGCUCAUGCUGGGCAAGAACAGAAUAACAAGAAUCAGCAAUUUAGAAAACCUGACAAAACUGGAUGUGUUGGAUCUGCAUGGUAAUCAGAUCUCGAAACUUGAGAACCUCUCUCAUCUGGCUGAGUUGCGUGUGUUGAACCUCGCUGGAAACUGCAUUGCCUGUGUGGAGAACUUGAGGGGUCUGGACUCUCUGACUGAACUCAAUCUGAGACGUAAUUGUAUCACGACCGUGACAGAUGUCGACUGCCUGCCCUGUCUGCAGCGCCUCUUCCUCAGCUGCAACAACAUCACCAGUUUCGAUGAUCUUACUUGCCUUGGAGACAGCCGCUCCUUGUCUGAGGUCACACUGGAUGGAAACCCUGUAGCCCAGGAGACAUGGUACAAGCAAACUGCCCUGCGCUACAUGGUUCAACUGAGGCAGCUGGACAUGAAGCGAAUCACAGAAGAAGAGCGCCGCAUGGCAUCUGUCUUAGCAAGGAAGGAGGACGAAAAGAAAAGAGAAAGUCACAAGCAAGCUGUUCACAAGGAGAAGCGUCGCCUAGCGAUCCGGAAUGCAGCUCAGCAGUGGGAAGCUCAGGCGGUGAAACAUGGAUUUAAGGCCUGUCUGGAGCUCCCAGCUCAGGAUUGCGUGAAGCAGGAGGUCAGCCCUGAGCACAGCCCUGGGCAGCUCAAUGGCAUCGCUCCCCAUGUCUCUCAGGAGGAACUUAGGCGGCUGAGUCCCGCGGCUUCUGGUGAGAAGGCAGCCGGGGGCGGCGACAGCAGGACCCGCACUCCCAGCCGGCCCAACAGCCCCCGGGACCCCAGGCUCGCCGAAGCCACAGUCGGUGCGGGGGUGCAGAGCCUCUCCCUCUCUGACUCCCACCUGGCGGAGCUGGACGGGGACACGCUGAGGCUCUUCGGACCCGGGGCGCUGGAGGCCCUGGAGCGUGGCUGGGGGGUGCAGACCGCUGGCGCCGUCACGGCCAUCGCCUUCCGCUACAUCGACUUCGACACCAUCGUGCCCACCCUGCCGCGGAUCCGUGUCAAGUUUCCCAACGUCAGGCACUUGAUCUUCUCAAACAGCAACAUUAGCCGGCUGCCUCAGCUGGCCGCGCUGGCCCAGGUCAGGAGGCUGGACCAGCUGACUGUCCACCCCGAAGGCAAUCCGGUGGUCAGCCUGGGGCUCUGGAGGUCCUUUGCCAUCUACCGGCUCAACCACUUCAACCUACAGAGGAUCAAUGGCCUGGAGGUGACCAUGAAUGAUGUUAUAACAGCAGAGAGGCUGUUUGGUACCUUGGGCCACAUUGCAGCGACUGAGACUCCACACUAUCGCCUGCUUCUGCUCCUUGAAGAAUCCAGGAAGCGGCAGCUGCAGUUUCUGCUGGAGGGGCGCGGGCGGCGGGCGGGCCUGAGCCCGGAGGAGUUGCGGGACAACGGCAAGGCGCUGGGCGAGGGGCUGAGCAGGGCCCUCUUCAACUACCCCAGCCGGGACACGGGGGCCGACAGCACUGAGGAAGCCUUUUCCGAUGGCCCGGUGAAGACCCAGGUGUGCCGGGAAUUCGUGAGCGGUCUGGUGAAACGGGCCGCCGACACCAACCUGAAAGCAGAGUCCCUGCACAAGCUGUGGCCCUCGCUGUUCGUGGAGCUGGUCAGGGACAGCGUGCUGGACAUGUGGGGCCGGCCGGCGUACCGCCAAGCGUGCUUGCAGAGGAUUUCACAGCCCCAGUGACGCCCUGCAUGCUGCUCUCCGGCUGGGCCUCAGCCCCAGCUGCACCACGCCAGGACAGGGGCGCCCCUGCAGCAGGCCUCUGAUGUGCUGUUCUUCUGAUUAAAGUUUUUUUGUUUCAAUAAGCAACAUUUUUCACUUUCUACACUGCAUUGAAGUUAAAUAUUGGAGCCCUCUUCUCAAUGCAGUGACAUUUAAGGAAAACUUUAGCCUCAGUUUCGCCAAGGACUGAAAUGGUCUAAAUGUCUUUUGGUCUAAUAACGAAAAGACAUCUCUCUGACCACUAGUCUCCAAUUCCAGCUCUGGUUCCUCAUAAUGGCUUUCAUUUGGCUAAAGCCGUCUUGCAAGAACCCAGCGGAAAGCACCCAUGAGGUGGCUGGGACUAGAAUUUAAGAAAUAUUAAUAAAGAUUAGUUUCUGUUGCUUUUGUUUUUCAAUGGGAAUUCCAGUACAAAGGUUUCGUUUUAGAAUAAUUCUCUCUACAAAAAAAUAUCUGAGUUUUAAGCAUAUACACAAAUACAUUUUUUUCAGGAAUUGAUUUUAUGUUUUAAAUUAUUUCUGAAGAGAAGUGGAGGAGGAAUAAUGUGCCUAGAUGCUGAAAGUGAUAAAGCAAAACUUUUGAACAUAGAGUGUCUUCCCUUUUGGCUUUGCUUGUAUGGUCUGACUUCCUUUUCGGGUCAUCUGUCAUAUCAGCAUGGUUUAUCCUGUUACAGUAUAAACCCGUUAAUGAUAAAAGUAAAUGUCAGAGAGAUUUGCUGGGUAAACGUUUGAUAAUCUUGUGGUGAUUGUAUAUCUUAGGCUGUUAAAAAUUGGGGAAAAAAAUCUUUUCAACCUAUUUUUCUCAUAACUCUAAAUAUAAAACAAAUAAAAAAAAUAUCUUUAUCUUUAGUAUAACAUACUGACCAUUGUAAUGAUGCACACUUCCCCAUGGCUGUACUGUAUGUACUGCACAGAAAUAACCUGUGGUGAAUAAAGCAACCUUAGAGACACAA